CCGCCCCGGAGUUUCGCUCACUUGAGGCGCGGGCAGCGCGGACAUCGGACCCCGACCCCUGGGCGGCUCCGCAGCGCGGACACCGGACCCGGACCCUUGGGCGGCUCCGCAGCGCGGCGGUCCCGGCCCACACCCCCAGGUGCCGAGCGAGCUGCCCACUGGGCGAGGGAGCGCGGCCCACCGAGCCGGGGGCGGUGAGCGCGGAGCGGCCGGCCGCUGCGGUCCAGUCUCCGAGCUGUCCCUGCGGACUCCGUCAGGCUCCGGCGUCCUUCCCGGGUGCGACCCCGCGAGGCGGCGCGAAAACAGAGUAACCGGAUUCCAGCACUGUUUCCUUCGGCCUCGAACUUGGAGAGAUUUGCCGCGAAAACGAAAGUACAUAACUAUCUGGGCACAGCUCUGAGGUGAAGAAAAGGUGGUGUGUUUUUGAGCAUUCUGAGCAUCGGAAGGAAACCAGACAUGUCCUUGGAUGACAUUAAGAUGACAUCUAGUGACUUCCUGGAGAAGGAGCACCUAGACAGCGGGGGCUUCGGGAAGGUGUCUUUGUGUUUCCACAGGUCCCACGGGCUCGUCAUACUGAAGAAGGUGUACACGGGGCCUAAGCGGACAGAGUACAACGCGUCCCUCCUGGAGGAGGGCAAGAUGAUGCACAGGCUGAGACACGAGCGGGUGGUGAAGCUGCUGGGCAUCAUCAUAGAGGAGGGGAACUACUCCCUGGUGAUGGAGUACAUGGAGAAGGGCAACCUGAUGCACGUGCUGAAGGCCGAGAUCAGCAUCCCCCUUUCUGUAAAAGGAAGGAUAAUUAUGGAGAUCAUUGAAGGAAUGCUCUAUUUACAUGGAGAAGGUGUAAUACACAAGGACCUAAAGCCUGAAAAUAUCCUCGUUGAUGACAACUUUCACAUUAAGAUAGCUGACCUUGGCGUUGCAUCCUUUAAGACGUGGAGUAAGCUGACUAAAGAGGAACACAAUGAGCAGAGGAAAGCGGACAGUCUCUCUAAGAAAAAUGGUGGCACCCUCUACUACAUGGCGCCCGAGCACCUGAAUGACAUCAACGCCAGGCCCUCGGAUAAGUCGGACGUGUACAGCUUUGCCAUAGUACUGUGGGCAAUAUUUGCAAACAAGGAGCCAUAUGAAAAUGCUAUCAAUGAGCAGCAGCUGCUUAUAUGUAUUAAAUCCGGGAAUAGGCCAAAUGUGAAUGAAAUCAUUGAGUACUGCCCAAAGGAGAUUAUCAGCCUCAUGAAGCAGUGCUGGGAUGCGGACCCAGAAGUGCGGCCAACAUUUCUUGGCAUUGAAGGACAAUUUAGGCCUUUUUAUUUACAUAAUUUAGAAGAAAAUAUAGAAGAGGACGUGCAGAGUUUAAAGAAAGAGUAUCCUAGCCCAAAUGAAGUUGUGAAGAGAAUGCAGUCUCUCCAAAUAGACUGUGUAGCAAUACCUCCAAGCAGGUCAAAUUCAGCCACAGAACAGCCCCGUUCACUGCACAGUUCACAAAGUCUCAGGAUGGGUCCUGUGGAGGAGUCCUGGUUUGCUCCCUCCCCAGACUACCAGCAGGAGGAGGGUGAGCGCAGCCUGCAGAAUAAACUCCAGGAGGAAGCCAACUACCAUCUUUAUGGCAGCCGCAUGGACAAGCAAACAAAACAGCAACCCACACAAGGUGUGGCUUACAACAGAGAGGAGGAAAGGAGACGAAGGGUCUCCCAUGACCCUUUUGCACAGCCAAGACCUUAUGAGACUGUUCAAAACCCAGGGAUGAAAGGCCUUGCUUCUUCUAACACAGCCAGUCCUGGGAAUGCAGUACACCAACCAGCUGGACUGACCUGCCAAUCCCAAGGACUCCACUGGACUCCAUAUAAUCCGUAUGAUUUUAGAGCAAGACCAUUGGGUGCAGGAACAAUAGAUUCCAGAUUUUGGUCUGGGCCAAAUGCAAGCCAGAUACCCAACCUGCAUAAAACUCCAGUGCCUGAGACCAGCCUGCUGGGAAACACUCCCACCAUUCCAUUCCUCUCCCUGACAUCAAGAGAUGAGACUGCAAAAUAUGCCAUAUACAACAGUGCUGGCGUUCAGAUUGGAGACAAUAAUCGCAUGGAGGUUGGAGUGAGCUUGCCAUUACUGGACAGCACAUACGUGAACUGGAACGAGCCAGCUUCUAAGUACCAAGAUACCUUUGAUAAUACCACUAGUCUGACUGAUAAACACCUGGACCCAGUCAGGGAAAAUCUGGGAAGGACCUGGAAAAAUUGUGCCCGUAAACUGGGCUUCACCGAAUCUCAGAUUGAUGAAAUUGACCAUGACUAUGAGAGAGAUGGAUUAAAAGAGAAGGUUUACCAGAUGCUCCAGAAGUGGCUGAUGAGGGAAGGCAGUAAGGGGGCCACUGUGGGAAAGCUGGCUCGGGCGCUCUACCAGUGCUCACGCAUAGACCUUCUGAACUCUUUGGUGUUUAUCAGCACGAACUAACUAGAAGCAGCUUCGGCAGCAUGAAGUCAUCUCCUCACUUAGUGGGUGAGCCACUGAGAACGGGCUGCCUCAGACCACCCGUGAAGUCAACCCCCACUUAGUGAGUGAGCCACUGAGAGUGGGCUGCCUCACUGACCUGGGUUCUCUGUCUAUACAAAAAUCAUUCCCUGCAUUUCAUAACUGGAAAUGGGAAAGAAACCUACAGCAAACAACCCGCUAAACUCAAUGCCUGAGGCUUGAUGAAAAAAGAGCCUGGCCCUAGCUGGUUUGGCUCAGUGGAUAGAGCCUCGGCCUGCAGACUGAAGGGUCCCAGUUUGAUUCCAGUCAAGGGGCACAUACCUCGGUUGCAGAAUCCUUCCCAGCCCGGGCCCUGGUCAGGGCGCAUGCAGGAGGCAACCAUUUGUUGAUUUAAGAAAGCUAGGUUCUUAAAUCACAUUGUUUUGGCCUAAUGACUGCAUUCUCCAUUUGUUUCUCUCACAUCGAUAUUUCUCUCAGUCUUUCCUUCUCUCUUCCACUCUUAAAAAAAUCAAUGGAAAAAUAUCUUCAGAUGAAGAUUUUAAAAAAAGAAAAGAAAAAAGAAGCCUGAUGAGCUUUGAAAGGGAAAGCAGAAAUAUUUACAGGAGAUCAUUUUCUUUUACUUUAUUCCAUAACCUCCAAUUAUGCUAAAAAAUUUGGAGAAUGUAAACUAAAUCAGCUUUCUUAUUUUGUGCUCUUUUCUCCACAUAGGCUCCUAUUAUAAACAAAGUAUAGAAAAAAACCUAAGUUUUCUUUUUUUUUUAAUAUAUUUUUAUUGAUUUUUUUACAGAGAGGAAGGAAAAGGGAUAGAGAGUUAGAAACAUCGAUGAGAGAGAAACACCGAUCAGCUGCCUCCUGCACACUCCCC
Molecule: messenger RNA, 3331 nt
Organism: Myotis myotis
Lineage: Eukaryota; Metazoa; Chordata; Mammalia; Chiroptera; Vespertilionidae
Gene: RIPK1
Product: receptor interacting serine/threonine kinase 1
Exons: 11
Coding region: 457-2448 (663 amino acids)
Biological process (GO): protein phosphorylation; signal transduction
Molecular function (GO): ATP binding; JUN kinase kinase kinase activity; protein binding
Source: RefSeq, a predicted model, not a curated record